Molecule: messenger RNA, 656 nt
Organism: Aureobasidium subglaciale EXF-2481
Lineage: Eukaryota; Fungi; Ascomycota; Dothideomycetes; Dothideales; Saccotheciaceae
Exons: 1
Coding region: 198-533 (111 amino acids)
Source: RefSeq, a predicted model, not a curated record
GAUGCUCAUAUGCGACGUACUCUUGGGUUUCCCUGCUCUUACUGCUCCCAAUGGAGAUAUGUUUAAUCUGACUGCAUCUCGCAGAGCGCACAAGUAUUCAUCUCGCCGGGGUGGUCGGGACGGAGUGUGCUUAUCUCAUCGUCGAGCAAUGUUUGUCGGAAUCCGGUUGGCGUCGUCGCUGGACCGCCGGGCUGAGAAUGUUCGCGCAGAAGGAGGGCAGCGCAAAUCGAUCGCUGAAAGCCAAAUGGCCAAUGUUGUUCACGUUCGCGCCCAUCGUGUGUCUUUUUAUACCUGUAAAAGAGCAGCAAGUCUGUUACGAGCUGAAGGACACUGAGAUCUUCGUCUCAUCGCAUCCUCAACUUCCCAAGCUGUCGCGAUGCACAAUGCUUUCCAAAGCAGGGCAAUGUUCGAGGAAAGUCCGUGGUAGAGCCGCUCUCCAGUUUGGCAGCCCCAGACUCGAAAAAGCAUUGCGCAUCUCGACAGCCAUGUUUGGCACUGUUGCAAAAGAUGAGAUUGAGGAGGAAAGGACAUAGAAACAGGAUCAGAGCAUUUCCUCUGCUGAGUCACAACAAUGGCACAGUCAUCUGGUUUGCGACAACGGAGUGUUGAUUGGUAUGAGGCUCCGAGAACGUACAAAAGAUGCUCCACCAGACGAU